This is a messenger RNA of Oikopleura dioica, 504 nucleotides long. Lineage: Eukaryota; Metazoa; Chordata; Appendicularia; Copelata; Oikopleuridae. The record is from the annotation of a GenBank genome assembly.
AUGCCGGAAUCCACUUUUCAGCAAAGCAUCUUUCUUCAAGCCACCUUGCUUCAGAACAAAAAACGAACAGUUUUCAAUGAUAAAGAAUUGAAGAAACAAUUGCUUUCUGAGGCAAAAACUGCAAUCGCAAAUGAACCGGAUCUUGUUAAUUUUGUGGCUCAUUCUAUUUCAGCUGAAAAUCCACCAGCAUUCACUGGGAACACUAUCUACGCGCUUCAUGACAUUCUAAAGGAAAUUGAGCCGUUGAAUAUUUCUGAUCUUGUCCACGACUUUGACCUCCCCGAUCCUCCCGUGCCUGAUGACCCUGUUGAUACUUCUUCUAUACCGCAAGUUUCUUUGUCCUCCUUGCCUCCAGACAUUCGUCACUUGCUGACUCCUUCUAAUACCCAUCAAACGUCGAUUUAUGAAAAUGAGCUGGACGAUAGAACUCAAUAUGCAUUUGGUCGAGGAAAGAACACAACCAAGAUCAGUACCAGGGAUCUUCUCAAGCAACAAAAGCGUUAA